AUCCUAAACCCGCAUCUUUUCAAGUGAGUUACUAUCCAAGGUUUACUAGGUCGUAGAAUCCUUGGACCAUCGGGUUUCUGGUGAGAUACUUAUAAAAAUGAAUCACUUUCUCUUUCGCUAUCUUGUUGAGGAAUCUUCUCAGUUGUUUAAGUAUUGGCUUACAAAUGGAUCGUAUAUUUGGGCAUGCUCUUCUCUGGACUCUGUUGUUUGUGGUUAAUGCUUUGAGGAUUGAAGGGUUUGAAUGUGGAAAGCAGACUGUACGAAACGGACGAAUAGUCGGUGGUGAAGAUGCUUUUGAUGGUGAAUUUCCUUUUAUGGUAUCUCUACGUUUAGGAGGAAGCGCAUAUGGUCAACACCACUGUGGUGGUGUCAUCUUAAAGAAAUUAUGGGUUUUAACUGCAGCACAUUGUGUAACAAGCUAUUCAGCAAAACAUUUCACUGUAAGAGUUGGUGAGUAUGAUUUAAGUCAAGCAGAAACAAAUCAUUCUGAAUCAGACUACCGUGUUGAGAAGAUAUUCAAGCAUCCCAAACUAUACCAGCCAAGAAGGUAUAAUAAUGAUAUAGCUUUGUUGAAACUCAUGAAGCCCAUUGGUUACGAAAGUUACGUAUGGCCAGCUUGUCUACCUGACCACGAAGAAGACUUCUCUGGUCAACAAGGAACGAUAAUGGGUUGGGGAUUUCUGCAAGAAAACGGUGGUGUACGAGCAAAGAUACUACAAAAAGUUCAAGUUCCUAUAAUGAACAGAACACAAUGCCAAAAUCUGUUUGACGAAGCAAAGAAAAGAGUGAAAUUUCACGAUGGGCAGAUAUGUGCAGGAUACAGAGAGGGGAAAAAGGACUCUUGUCAAGGUGACUCUGGUGGUCCAUUGGUUGUUAAGAAAGAUGGCUCUUUUACGGUAGUUGGCAUAGUAUCUGCUGGAAUCGGAUGCGCAAGACCUUUGUUACCAGGAGUUUAUACAUCCGUGGCACAUCACGUACCGUGGAUCCAUGAAACAUUUGAAGAAAUUUAGUUUAAUAUAGAUUUUGAAUUUUUUUUUUCAAUUUAUAAAAGUAUAUUUGCGAUCCUCGGUUUCAAAACCAGCAAGAUCAAUUUUCAGAAAUGUUACAGAUGUAACAAAAUGAAUUUCUCAUGCAGGAAAUUGGAUAAAAUCCGAUUUCCUUAAAUAAUUAUUUUAAAGAUACUUUCAUUGUCAAAAUUAGUUUACUUUUGGAAUAAAUUUUAUUUUUUAAAAAAAAAGUGUUUCGGAUCGAGCUGGUUUUGACUUGAAAAACCUGGUUUAAUACCAAAACCGAUUAAUGAUUAAUAGAAUUAUUAAUAAUUCAUUUUUACCUUAAGUUCAUGUUUACUAGUUUUCAAAACGUUCGUAUUUAAUAGGCUAAAUUAAAACUGACAUAACGUUAUCCAUACCACUAAAAAUUAAAAUUAAAUAAUUAUUUUUAUGCAUAUACUUUUAGUUUUCACUAUUCCUUUACUUAGUUUAUUUUUUUUAUUUCGUUUUACCUAACUCAAGACAAUAUCUUUUAUGUCUUUUUAGCAUAAAAAGUAUUAAAUAGAAAAAAAUCUAAUUACUUUUAAGAAAGUUAUUUUUCUCUUGUCGUCUCUAAUAGCCUUUUUCCCCUUACUUUUUGUUAAGUUUUUCUGAACCAAAAAAAUUUCAUUGUCUUGUUUCCAUUAAUAUUAAAUAAUGUAAACUGUUCUAGGUAUAAAUUUUGGUUAUUUGUUCAUCAUACCUAUUUUUUCGUAUCAGUGUGAAUAAUUUUAUUAUGCUCCUUAAUGCUUCAAAUUGCAUUUUUAAGUAUAAUAUUUAUUGCUGUUGAGUGACAUUUUCAAAUGCGUACUGAAGCAAUUAUAAAUAUUUUCAAUUAUAAGAAAGUGACA
Messenger RNA from Parasteatoda tepidariorum (common house spider), 1879 nucleotides. RefSeq names its product trypsin-1. The record is from RefSeq and is a predicted model, not a curated record. Gene Ontology annotation, biological process: proteolysis. Lineage: Eukaryota; Metazoa; Arthropoda; Arachnida; Araneae; Theridiidae. Gene Ontology annotation, molecular function: serine-type endopeptidase activity.